This is a messenger RNA of Candidula unifasciata, 645 nucleotides long. NCBI's taxonomy places the organism in Eukaryota, Metazoa, Mollusca, Gastropoda, Stylommatophora, Geomitridae. The record is from the annotation of a GenBank genome assembly.
AUGAGUAGCCCCGGGUCUCCAGGCGACGGUCAAGGUGCCGGGAGCGGAUCCACUCUGAAGCCCUACUUGAGGAGAAAAAAGUCCUCACUGGGAGAAACCAAGAUUGCGGUCUUAGGGAUGGCUGGCGUUGGCAAAAGUGCUUUGUGUGUGCGGUUUCUAACCAAGAGAUUCAUUGGAGAAUAUGAUCAAGCAAGUGAGAACAAGUACAAAUGUUCUACAGUGUUGGAAGGCGAGUCGGUUACAUUUGAGCUUCUCGAUACCAGAUCACAGAAUGACGAUAUGGGAGCUCGCGAUGACGUCGUGCGGUGGGCUGACGGGUUUGUGCUGGUGUACUCUGUGACCUCCAGGAAGACGUUUGACGUCCUGGCUGACGUGAGACGUAAAGUGGAGGACAUGAAGAAAGCUUCUCACGUGCCCGUGAUCCUGGUGGGCAACAAGGCCGACCUGGCCCAGUUUAGACAGGUCACUCAGGACGAAGGAGCCAGGUUGGCUGUUGAUCUCAGCUGUACAUUCAUGGAAGUUUCCGCUUCUGAAGACGUUACCAAGGUAACGGACGCCUUCCACACCUUGUGCAAGGAGAUAGUAGAUUACAAGCGACGAUCGAGAACCUUCUUAGAUCGCGUGUUUGGGCUGAAGAAAUCCUGA